AUGGUCACGUUAUUCCAUGACAUGAUGCAUAAGGAAAUCGAAGUAUACGUCGACGACAUGAUUGCGAAAUCGAGAAGUGGUGAAGAUCAUGUUAAAGUCUUGCGAAGGUAUCUCCUAGAGAAGCCGGCUUUGGUUGGGAAGUUGGCCAAAUGGCAAAUCUUAAUUUUCGAGUUUGAUGUUCAAAGCUUGGGACAAAAGUCUGUUAAAGGUCGAGCCAUAGCGGACAUGUUGGCAGAAAAUUCCAAGAGGUCCAGAUCAUCUGAUGAGGAUAGUGAUGCAGAAGAGCGAAUUUUAUUUGUAUCAAGCGACAAAUGGACAAUUUACUUUGAUGGUGCAGUUAACUUAGCCGGGUCGGGUACUGGGGCAGUUCUUAUCUCCCCGAAUGGACAGCAUUACCCCGUUGCUGCUAAAUUGACGUUCCCUUGCACAAAUAAUAUUGCUAAAUACGAAGCAUGCAUUCUCGGCCUCCAAGCCGCCAUUGAUAUGAAGAUUCGGAAGUUACAAGUUUAUGGUAAUUCAGCCCUUAUCAUCUUACAGAUCGAAGGCAAAUGGCGAACACAGGAUUCUAAAUUGAUUCCAUAUCAUGAGUUCCUUGGGGAGUUGACGGAAGAAUUCCAAGAAAUAUCAUUCGAACAUUUACCAAGGUCUCAAAAUCAGUUCGCUGAUGCCCUAGCUACUUUGUCUCCGAUGUUGCAAGUAACUGGAGGCUUGGACAUUGAACCACUGAGAAUUGAAAUCCUUCGGCGCCCGGCUUAUUGUAUGACGGUUGAAGAGGAACCGGAUGGACAACCUUAG
This is a messenger RNA of Eucalyptus grandis, 795 nucleotides long. RefSeq lists its product as uncharacterized. Lineage: Eukaryota; Viridiplantae; Streptophyta; Magnoliopsida; Myrtales; Myrtaceae. The transcript has 2 exons. The record is from RefSeq and is a predicted model, not a curated record. Bases 1 to 795 code for a protein of 264 amino acids. Gene Ontology annotation, molecular function: nucleic acid binding; RNA-DNA hybrid ribonuclease activity.